AUGAGGGAGAGGACGAAAGUGAAUGCGAUGAGAUCGGGAGUCGUGGUGCUUGGAGCACUGGCAUUUGGGUACCUUACGCUACAGCUUGGGUUCAGGCCCUUCCUUGAAAGAGCUCAACUUGCUGUUGAUGAGUCUGAGCCGCCAUCUUCCUCCUCCUCAGAACAACGGCUUAACUCAAGCUCAACCCGCCACUUCUAA
Molecule: messenger RNA, 198 nt
Organism: Prunus armeniaca (apricot)
Lineage: Eukaryota; Viridiplantae; Streptophyta; Magnoliopsida; Rosales; Rosaceae
Source: the annotation of a GenBank genome assembly